Messenger RNA from Trifolium pratense (red clover), 1854 nucleotides. RefSeq names its product adenine DNA glycosylase. NCBI's taxonomy places the organism in Eukaryota, Viridiplantae, Streptophyta, Magnoliopsida, Fabales, Fabaceae. Gene Ontology annotation, biological process: base-excision repair; mismatch repair. Gene Ontology annotation, molecular function: purine-specific mismatch base pair DNA N-glycosylase activity; oxidized purine DNA binding; adenine/guanine mispair binding. The transcript has 7 exons. The coding region runs from base 109 to 1545 and encodes 478 amino acids. Gene Ontology annotation, cellular component: nucleus. The record is from RefSeq and is a predicted model, not a curated record.
AGCACAAUUUCAAAUUUGGAGUGGAGAGCACAGUGGCGCUUUAUGAGUUGAAUUGAACGACACCAACGUGGGAUAUACAACAGUCGUUCGUUAAUUUAAACCCAUUUUAUGUUUCUUUGUUUACCACCAAUAUCACCACUAACACAAAUUUCCAACAUCAACAUGUCAGAGAAGAACAAGAACAAGAACAAGAACACAAGGAGUUACGUUAAUGGGGUCAACAAAAAGACACGAACUUUGGUGAAAACAGAAGACAUAGAAGACGCAGUGUCAUUCUUCUCCAAAGAUGAAACCCAUAAACUUAGAUCAGUUCUAUUGGAUUGGUAUGAUAACAACCAUAGGGUUCUUCCUUGGAGAACAACCUUGAAUGAUAACAAUGAAGAAGUAAUUGAAAAGAGGGCUUAUGGUGUUUGGGUUUCUGAGGUUAUGUUACAGCAAACAAGGGUUCAGACUGUUAUUGCUUAUUAUAACCGUUGGAUGCUUAAAUGGCCUACUAUUCAUCAUCUAGCAAAGGCUUCUCUUGAGGAAGUGAAUGAGAUUUGGGCUGGUUUGGGUUACUAUCGGAGAGCUCGUUUUCUUUUAGAGGGGGCAAAGAAAAUAGUUGCAGAAGGAGGAAGUAUUCCUAAAACAGCUUCUAUGCUACGAAAGAUUCCUGGAAUCGGAGACUAUACAUCUGGAGCAAUUGCCUCUAUAGCAUUCAAAGAGGCGGUACCUGUUGUUGAUGGAAAUGUGAUAAGGGUGAUUGCGAGACUAAGGGCUGUUACUGAAAAUCCAAAAGACUCGGCAAUCAUUAAGAGAUUUUGGGAAAUAGCAGCUCAGUUGGUCGAUCCGCUUCGUCCUGGUGACUUCAAUCAGGCUCUCAUGGAACUUGGUGCAACUGUAUGCACCCCUUUGAACCCUAGCUGUUCGUCAUGUCCAGCAACAGAAUUUUGUCAUGCGUUAUCAAUCGCUAAACGUGAUAGUACAGCAGCGGUUACGGAUUAUCCUGUUAAGGGUGUGAAGGUUAAACAAAGAUCCGAUUUUUGUGCUGUAUGUGUUGUUGAAUUACUUGGACGUGAAACAUUGUUAGACAAUAACAAUUCUAGCAGCAAAUUUGUUCUGGUAAAAAGGCCCGAUGGAGGAUUGCUUGCCGGUCUAUGGGAGUUUCCGUCUGUCUUAAUAGACGAAGAAACUACUCCACUAGCUAGAAGAAAAGCAACCAAUUGCUUCUUGAAAAAAAAUCUCAAAAUUGACAUAAAAAAGACUUGCGAUGUUGUUUCGAGGGAAGAUGUCGGAGAAUUUGUUCAUAUAUUUAGUCACAUUCGCCUCAAGUUGUAUGUUGAGUUGCUAGUAUUGCAAUUGAAAGGGAAAGUUGAUAAUUUGGUCAAAAGCGAUGACGAUGAAACUAUAACUUGGAAAUGUGUUGACAGUGAUGCCCUCUCGAGUAUGGGACUGACAACCAGUGUAAGAAAGGUGUACGACAUGGUUCAAAAAUUUAAGAAGAAACGAGUUCCUUCUAACUAUGUACCAACCAAAAAGAGAAAUAGAACAACCAAGAAAAACUAGCUUGGAUGAAUCAAAUUGACUGCAUUGUACAAUACUGCAAAUCAAUUUGCUGCUACAUAACACUUCUUGCAUUUUAUUCUUAGUAGACUGCAAGGUAUUUUACAACAUUUGAUGUGAUGCUUUUUGGUAUGCAUGGCAAGCUGUGGUAUGUAAGGUUCCCAAUAUUUUUGGCAUGUUAUGUUUCUUUGUAACUGAGGUACCAAUAUAUUUUGAUUUUGUAUUGGACAAAGUUAGUAGGAAAUUAAGAGGACAAAAAACAUGUAUUAUGUAUUUAUUUGAUUAAUCAUGUGUUAGUUGCAAAAUUUCCCA